GAAGAUGAUCAAUGAAGAAAUAACCAUUUUUAUUUUUUGUUUUCCCUUAAAUUAAUUAUCACUGCUGAGUGCUGACUAAAACAAAGACUUUCCUUUUCUUGUAACAAAAAAAUUCCCUCGAAAGGCCAAAACCCGAAACCUCUAAAUUUCUCAAUUUUCUUUCAUUUCUGCUUUCAUACAAGUUUAUUUCGAGCCAAAAGUUACAAAUUCCUACUGGGUUUUUUAUAAAAUUUGAAACUUUUAGGGUUCUUUGAGGCUUUUGUUAAUUUUGGAAGAUCAAAAAUUAUCUCUUUUCAGCGAUGGGAAGUAGAAAAGAAGAAGAAAGAAACGAGAAGAUAAUACGAGGUCUCAUGAAACUGCCUCCAAAUCGUCGUUGCAUUAACUGUAACAGUUUGGGUCCUCAGUAUGUUUGCACAAAUUUCUGGACUUUCAUUUGUAUGACAUGCAGUGGGAUUCAUCGUGAGUUCACUCAUCGCGUAAAGUCUGUAUCAAUGUCAAAGUUCACUAAACAGGAAGUUGAAGCGCUUCAGAAUGGUGGGAAUCAGCGUGCACGAGAUAUUUAUCUUAAGGAUUGGGACCUGCAGAGGCAAAGAUUGCCGGACAGCAGCAAUGCUGAUAAAAUCCGAGAGUUUAUAAAGAAUGUAUAUGUGGACAGAAAAUAUGCUGGAGGAAAAUCAUCCGACAAGCCUCCUAGAGACAUGCAGAGCCAUAGAAACCAUGAAGAUGAAGUAAGACGUGCCAGUUCUUAUCAUUCUUAUUCUCAAAGUCCACCAUAUGAUUAUCAAUAUGAGGAUCGGCGUUAUGGUAAACAAGUUGCUGCUGCACUUUCUAGGAAGCCUGGUUCAGAUCGAGGACACUAUGUGGGGAAAGUUUCUAGUUUUGUCUACAGCCCUGGUCGCUUAAGUGAUCAAAUGUUUGAGGACAGGUUUGCAAAUGAGGGAUCUGCUCCUAGGGUUUCAGACUACUCUGUAUCUAGUGGAGGUGAUCCAUUCGCAUCUGGUACAGGGUCACCGAAUUACCGGAAGGACAUUGGAUUUAGCAGCCCAACUUUUCAACCUCCAAGAGAUGUUUUAAGUGAAGAUACACAUCAUCAAAUGAUCAAUCCUUCUCUGGACCCAAGUUCCCAAAACAAUGGUGGAGGGAUUCCACCCCGACAGAGAACUAAAUCCAUUGAAAGUUAUGGGUCAUUUGAUGGCAAUGCCAUGCCUGUCAAGUCAUGUAGUUCAGGCAUUGGAAUUGGACCUGAUGUUGUCUCUGAACGUGAACAAAUUGAUCAGUUCGAUCAUACUAAAACAUCUACUAUUAUGCAAUCAUCUGUUCCUGUGAAUUAUGGUGCCCUGGAUCUCUUUAAUACACCUGAGGCUUCUGCUUCUCCACCACUAGAUUUUUUUCAGUUACCUGCAACAUCAUCAGAAUCUUCCAAAGAUUUAUUUCAACCUACAGCUGUAUCUUCAAUGCCACCUGGGGAUUUAUAUAAACCUCCCUCAUCUACUCCAUCUAUAGACUUGUUUGCUGAGAUUGCCGAGCAGCACCCCGCUACAAGUUUUGAUGGAAAAUCACCUGAGUUACCUGUACCUAAAAAUGAAGGAUGGGCAACAUUUGAUACUCCUCAGCCUGCAGCAUCUGAUCCAGUAUCCAAAAAUCUUUUACCUGCUGUGAUGCCCAGUGAUGAAGAUUUGUCAGUGAAGUUUGACCAACAGUCAUCCAUAAACACAACCAUGCAGUGGUCACCUUUUGAAAAUUUUAGUGCUUUUGGGGAUUCUUCAGCAACGUCUACUAAAUGGCAAGAUGGACAUGAGGUUCAAGCCCCCCCUGUUGCAACUGGCACUCAGUCAUGGAAUGCUUUUAAUGAUUCGGUUGAAUCACUUCCUCUUGAACCUCAAGUAGUAGCAUACGAACAUAUGGCCACCACUGAUGAACAUUUGGGCUUAGCAGUUUCAGAGAACCAUGAUAAUUAUGGCAUCCAAACUGCUGACUCCCAUAUUGGUUUUCCUGCUGCUACUCUACCAUCAGAGAAUGGCAUAGCACCAUUAUAUGCUCCAUCGAUGAACCCACUUCCGGGAGAGAAAGAGACACAAGCUGCUGAUCUUAAACCAACCAACCCAUUUGAUCUUCCUUUUGAUUCUGAAUUGGAACAAAGUGAUAUGUUCUUCGAUAUGAGUUCAUUACAAAGCACACUUCCUAAUGCUCAGUUGCCUUCCACCUUUCUUGGUGUAUCGCAACCAUGGCUUCCUCAGAAUCCCACACCACCACAAGGUGGAUUAGUCUACAUGUCAGGCCAAACACCAAGUUCGCAAUUACCGAAUGUCCCAGCUCAAGGUCCUGUUGCUUCCAUCGGAGGAAAUCCUUUCGCGUAGAAACUACUUAGCAACAAUAGCUUUUUUUAGUACAUUUUCAGUCUGGGUAGUUUCCUGGUUGCCAAAAUAUAAUCAAUCUUUCAGUGCGUACAUUAGAACUAAUUCUACCGUGAAGUGAUUCCAAUUUUUUUUUCCUUGGCGAAAAAUAAUACCAUUGUGGAGGCUGAAAAUUCGGUUUAGUGUUUUGUGUCUUAAAGGCCUCAUGCUUGUAUGUGAUUCACUUGUUAGAAGCACCCAGGAAAGGGUUGUAGGGGGAGAUAGGCUUUGGUUUAAUGGUGCUUAGGGUGGCAAAGAUAGUAUAAUGGUAUUGUAAUUGUUUGCAACUUUCUAUUUUGACUGUUUCACUAGCAAAAUUGGAGAGGUUUUUAGCAAUCUUGAACCGGUUUUUGCUUGAA
This is a messenger RNA of Gossypium arboreum, 2752 nucleotides long. Its product is annotated as probable ADP-ribosylation factor GTPase-activating protein AGD14. The record is from RefSeq and is a predicted model, not a curated record. The coding region runs from base 300 to 2357 and encodes 685 amino acids. The transcript has 13 exons. Lineage: Eukaryota; Viridiplantae; Streptophyta; Magnoliopsida; Malvales; Malvaceae. Gene Ontology annotation, molecular function: GTPase activator activity.